AUGCUACCCCUAUCGCUGUUAACCGCUGCUCAAAACAAGCCUAUGCUUGUCGAGCUCAAGAACGGCGAAACUCUCAACGGUCAUCUGGUCAACUGUGAUAACUUCAUGAACAUUACACUACGAGAGGUCUAUCAGACAAAUCCAGAUGGAGAUAGAUUCUGGAAGUUGAAGGAAUGUUAUAUUCGAGGGAGCACAAUCAAGUACCUACGGGUACCGGACACGCUUUUAGAUGUUGUCAAGGAAGAGCAGAACAGAGCUCGUGAUAUGAAUCGAUCAGCUAGGGGAGGACACAUGGGCGGAGGUGAGUUGCGGGUCGUGGUGCUCCAAGAGGUGGUCGUGGUGGACGUGGUGGACCUAUGCGAGGAGGAAGAGGGCGCGGCAGAGGCGCUUAAUACAUUUUCAUACUGUUCGUCUGUUUGUUUUCUCUAUACUCUGUCUAUUGCUGUAUAA
This is a messenger RNA of Psilocybe cubensis, 450 nucleotides long. RefSeq lists its product as uncharacterized. The record is from RefSeq and is a predicted model, not a curated record. Bases 1 to 450 code for a protein of 149 amino acids. Gene Ontology annotation, biological process: nuclear-transcribed mRNA catabolic process; mRNA splicing, via spliceosome; spliceosomal snRNP assembly. The transcript has 7 exons. Gene Ontology annotation, cellular component: P-body; U6 snRNP; spliceosomal tri-snRNP complex. Gene Ontology annotation, molecular function: U6 snRNA binding. Lineage: Eukaryota; Fungi; Basidiomycota; Agaricomycetes; Agaricales; Agrocybaceae.